AUGACGGACUAUGUAGGGCAAACAGUUGACGUUCUCGAUUGUUACGAGGGUCGUGAUGCUGCUAUUACAUUUACGCUUUAUUUUUGCUGUUUAUUAAGUGGUUUUUAUCCACGAAAAUCUAAAUUACAUCGAUCAUUACAACGUAUUUUUAAACGACUUGAAGAUUGUCGUGUUGUCUUACGUCUUUAUGAUGAUUUGACUAUUCUUCGAGAUUUAUUUACUUAUGAAUUGAGACCAGGAGAAAGAAAUUGGAUAGUUCGUUUAUUGAAAUGUCUUCAUUAUCUUUCAUGGCUUUGUUAUUAUCCAUCAGAACAUAUUGGUUGGCUUGGAGAAAUGAAAAUGCUUGAUGUUGACGCUAAAUUAUGGGAUUUUUAUACGAAUUUUUUCUGGUCAUCAGCUUUACUUACUUCUGCUCUCUGGAAUGCAUACGUUGUUUUACAAUAUAUGGUACAGCAAAGUUAUAGUGUAGAGAGAAAAGAAGAAGAAAAAAAAUCAUUUAUCCCAUGGACAGCAGCACGUAAUGCAAUGUUAGCAACUGUACGUGAUGGUACUGAAUUUAUGGUUGCUGUUAAUUAUUUACCUCGUAGUUAUUUAUGGGGAUCAAGAUUAACCUAUAUUCAAGUAGGCAUGUUUGGUACAUGUUCAGCUUUCUUACGUCUUUUUGCACUCUUCAAAUUUCAUCAUGAAUAA
This is a messenger RNA of Rotaria sordida, 690 nucleotides long. The record is from the annotation of a GenBank genome assembly. Lineage: Eukaryota; Metazoa; Rotifera; Eurotatoria; Philodinida; Philodinidae.